Gastrolobium bilobum is the source of this 1041-nucleotide messenger RNA. RefSeq names its product peroxidase 40. NCBI's taxonomy places the organism in Eukaryota, Viridiplantae, Streptophyta, Magnoliopsida, Fabales, Fabaceae. The transcript has 4 exons. Gene Ontology annotation, molecular function: heme binding; peroxidase activity. The record is from RefSeq and is a predicted model, not a curated record. Bases 34 to 1041 code for a protein of 335 amino acids. Gene Ontology annotation, biological process: hydrogen peroxide catabolic process; response to oxidative stress.
UAGUAUAACUAGGAAUAGUUAUCAUCCCUAAAUAUGGGCAUGCAAUUAGCAUUAUUGUGUCUGGUGAUACUCAAGAUAACUUCAGCAUUUGCAACCACACUGAACGAAGCCUAUGGUGGUGAUACUGGCUGUCCAUUAGGGACUGACAUAUACCAAUACACUUGCCCCGAAGCAGAGGCCAUAAUCUUCUCUUGGGUGGAACAGGCAGUCUCUGAAGACUCAAGAAUGGCAGCAUCACUGCUCAGGCUACAUUUUCACGAUUGCUUUGUCAAUGGUUGUGAUGCUUCGGUCUUGCUGGAUGACACACAGGACUUUGUUGGUGAGAAGACUGCAGCUCCUAACUUGAAUUCACUCAGAGGAUUUGAAGUAAUCGACCAAAUCAAAUCUGAACUAGAACUAGUAUGUCCACAAACUGUCUCUUGUGCCGACAUACUGGCUACUGUUGCUCGAGAUUCAGUUGUUCUGUCAGGAGGCCCAAUUUGGGAGGUACAGAUGGGAAGGAAAGACGGUAUGACUGCAAGCAAGCAAGCAGCAAAUAAUAACAUCCCAGCCCCAAACUCAACUGUCGAUGUGCUCGUAACUAAGUUCGAGAAUGUAGGCCUUACACUAAAAGACAUGGUUGCCCUCUCAGGUGCGCACACAAUAGGAAAAGCCCGCUGCACAACAUUCAGCUCUCGUUUACAGAGUAGCAGCAUCUCGAAUAGUCCAUAUGAUAAUAUUGAUUUCAUUGCAUCAUUGCAACAGUUGUGCUCAGGGUCGAAUAAUAACAACAGAGUUGCAAAUCUUGAUCUGGACACACCAGCCACGUUUGACAACCAAUACUACGUAAAUCUUCUUUCUGGGGAGGGAUUGCUUCCAUCCGACCAGACGCUAGUGAGUGGGAAUGAUCAGACACGACAGAUUGUCCAAACCUACGUGGAAGACCCAUUCACUUUCUUCGAGAACUUCAAGUAUUCAAUGUUAAAAAUGGGAAACUUAGGAUCACUUACUCCAGCUAACGGCGAGAUUCGUAGAGACUGCCGAACUAUUAACAAAUUUUAG